This is a messenger RNA of Lindgomyces ingoldianus, 997 nucleotides long. RefSeq lists its product as uncharacterized. The transcript has a single exon. The record is from RefSeq and is a predicted model, not a curated record. Lineage: Eukaryota; Fungi; Ascomycota; Dothideomycetes; Pleosporales; Lindgomycetaceae. Bases 68 to 997 code for a protein of 309 amino acids.
CAACAAGCCAGAUAUAUUCAACCCACGUUCGUUACCUCAUUAUUCCUCAGUCCCCUUCUCAGAAGCGAUGGUGUCGACCCGAAAACGAGACUACGACCACACCGAUAUGGCUCCCAAAUUCAUCGCCCGCCUCAAGCCCUGCAAGACCCGCAAGCCUAAUCCACGCAAACCACCCGCCGACGGUAGCUGUCCAUUUCUCUCUCUCCCAGGAGAAAUACGCAAUCAUAUCUAUAAGUUUGCAUUAACCGAGCCAGGAGGCCUUCAUUUCAACCGGCGCGGAGGCCGGGAGAUGCUGACCGCAAAGGGCCGGUGUUGGCAUUCGAACAAGCUGCAAUUCGUCAACAAGCAGAUUCGAGGUGAGGUCAAAGGCCUUGGCCUCAAACACAAUGAUCUGAAUUUUACGACCAAGAAAGAGGCCGAUGAAGCGCCGAUGACGACUGCCGUUACCUUCCUCCUGCAGGUCCAGCCGAGUUGGUUCAAACACAUGCGCACCAUCAUCAUUUGCCGGAAAGAGCCCAUUGACUACAUCUUCCGGGAGCUAUAUCAGCGCGAAGAUACCUACUUCUCAUUGAACUCCCGCGACAAGCUCAUGGACAUCUGUCGCUCAAACCCCAACAUCACCAUCAAGAUGAUGUUGCCUGGUUGGCAGCUUAACGGAACUUGGUGCUUCUUCAUGCUGAUGAGCAUCCUGCUUACGCGCGUGUAUCGCGGAGAAGAUAUCCGCCAUCUCGACACGUGGGGCGAAGAUCCGGAAUUUGUGCUCGCGCUGUACGGGUAUGAGAAGGGUUAUUUCCUGAACGGGGUGGAUAGAGACGCGUGGGACGCAUUGUGUGUGCCGAACUUCAAGAUCUUUCCGCUGGAUGCAGGUAUUUCAGAUGAGCAGCUGGAGCAAAAAAUUAUGCUGGCGAACGAUAGAUGUCGUGGUCAUGUCGCAUAUCGCGCGGAUUUAACGGUUUGGGCGGAGAAGGCGAAGGAGUGGUACGCGAAUGGGAUUUAG